This is a messenger RNA of Staurois parvus, 1629 nucleotides long. NCBI's taxonomy places the organism in Eukaryota, Metazoa, Chordata, Amphibia, Anura, Ranidae. The record is from the annotation of a GenBank genome assembly.
CGAUGGAACAGCUUUGCGGAGGCUGUUUCAGGCUUAGCUGGUAGGAGAGCGGCGGCUGUUCCCGGGAGGAGGUUGUAUGUCGGGGGAGGGGGGUCACACUCCAGAGCCCCGUCUGUGCACACAAUCCAAAGGCUUCUGCGGGAACCGCGAGGAGAAAAGCACAGCAUCUCAGACAAAAAGAUGAGCGAGAAGGAAGAAUCAGAUUCCGAAGGAGGGCCAGAAUAUGAAGAUGACUUUGAGAAAGACCUUGACUGGUUAAUAAAUGAGGAAGAGAAACAGCAGGCAGCAUCACAGAAUGAAGAUGACAAUGAACAUCUCACUGAACAAAAUGUUAACACAAUACAAUCAGUAAAACAAGAGAAUAAAGGUGACAGUAUACAAAGUAAUGAUAAUAACAUUGCUCAACUUGACCCUAAAAUGAAUGCUAAGCUCAUACUGGAUACUGUGUCUGAGGGUGAAGAGGUUGAUCCCGAAGAUGAAGAGGCAAAACGAUAUAUUGCAGAGAAGAUAGAAGAAGCAAAUAAGAAAUUAGAAAUGGAAACCAUCGAUGAAAAUCGCCAGAGGAAGCUCAAAUUUAAGGACAAUUUGGUUGAUCUGGAAGUUCCACCACUAGAGUUUCCAGACAGUGAUAGAACUGAAAGUAUCACUGAAGACGAUAUAGCAGAUGGCAUAACACAAUUACAUCUUAAUGAUAUUCCAGCUAAAAAAGAGUUGAAUACUGAAGAAAAUGAAAACAUUGAGGAAGAAGCAAAAGAUGGGAAAGUUUUGGUUGAGAAAGAUGGAAAGUUUGAACUGGUCAGUUUAAAGGACAUCGAGAACCAGUGUUCUCUACCACCUAUCAGUAACUAUAAGGAGCUGUCAAAAUCUCCAUCGCCAUCAAUGCAGUCAAAUAGAUUUGGUGUGUUGCAUAAUGGAGACGAUUUAGAUCACAAGAAAGCUUCCAAAGUUGGUAAUUUAAAUAUUCUUGUCCCUCAACCUCCCGGUGAACCCAAAAUCAGGCCUAGCUCUGCUACUCAUUCAUUGAAAUCUGUACACAAAGUAAAGCCGUCACGCAGAGUCCAAUCUGCAAGUUUAUCGACCAGAAACACAACAUUUAGCCUUUCCCCAGAGCAAAAGGAGCUACAGAAGAGGAUGCAAGAGAGGCAAGAGAAACUUAAGAGAGAGGAAGAAGAUCGAAAAAAGGAGGAAGAUGAGCAGAAACGGAGAGAAAAUGAGAUGGCAUUUAAAGGUUGGUUACAUAAGAAGAAUGAACAGCUAAUGCAAGAAAAAAGGAUCCUGCAGGCGAAGGAGCUGGAAAAAAGCAGCACAUCUGAUAAAGAGAAAGAAGUGCCAAAUGAAGCUUUUACUGUUUGGCUGAAGAGGAAACAGAGAGAGCAACUGAAGGAAAAGAAGAUGGAGGAACUGAGAAAACAGGAGACAGAUGCUUUCCUGGAAGAAAGAAAGGAAAGGGAUGGAGCUUUUGCACAGUGGUUAAAGCAGAAGAGAAUACAAAAACGGGUUGAGCAAGAUGCGGCUAAAGAAAGAUCUAGAAGACUUUUGCUAGAAGCUCGAAGAAGCAAGCAGAUACAUAAUUUGUUGUACAAUAUCUCUGACUCCAGAUCGUUCCGCUACAUUGAUCCCUACAGCUAA